Molecule: messenger RNA, 2886 nt
Organism: Emiliania huxleyi CCMP1516
Lineage: Eukaryota; Haptophyta; Isochrysidales; Noelaerhabdaceae
Exons: 4
Coding region: 1-2886 (961 amino acids)
Source: RefSeq, a predicted model, not a curated record
AUGGACGAGGAUCAACCGGUGACGGCGCCCGUGAUCGAGGGACUGGGGACGGCGAAUGAGCUGGUCUCUGAGCUUCGGGACGGCGAGUCGCAGCCAUCCGGGCCGAGCCCGCUGCCGAGCGGAGCGGAGGUUCCAGAGAAGCCGGGCCUCACGCAAGCAGUGGAGCAGGGCUGCUACGACGCGGUCCGUGAGGUCGUCCAGGAUUUGAUGAUCAGCUUGACGGAACAGCUUUCAACGGAGGCUGUCGCCAAGGAGACGGAGGCGGCUUGGCAGCAGCUGGCUGAUGACGGCGACGUGCUCGCCAUGCAGUUCGCGCACAUCGCAAGCGCUGUCCAAGGCGUGCCCAUAUCGGCGGUUGCGACCGUUGUGGAGGCGUCGGCCGAGGCGCUCUUGCGCGCCGUCAACAUGGUUGUUUCCACCUCCGCCAAUGGCGAGAAGCGCACUCCUUUCUCUGCCUUCUCGUCGUGCUAUCGGUCUGUGGUUGCAGGGACCGGAUCGGCCAAGUCUCUGAUCUUCAAGGCGAUCGCCCCGCAAGCCCUUGUCCCGAACGUCGUAGCCGAGGUUCUGCGGCCUGAGCACGGGCAGACGGAGGCGCCCGCCGCGCUCCGGGAGGCGAUCAACUAUCACCCGCGCGAGACAAACGGCGACCUCAAGGGCUUGAUGACGGCCGGCACCGCCUCCUGCGUCAUGAACAAGCUCGUCGCUCACCCAGAUCUGUGGCGCCUCCUUAUGUCCGUCCCUGAGGGCCAGGAGUGGGUUGCCAACAUCGAAAAGUCGAGCUCGCCGGCCGAGCUCUCCGCCUGGACCAAGUUUUGGGACGCCGGCGAGGAGGUCGCCAAGGGCACCGGUGUCACCGACAUCAAGCGCAUGCACUUUAUGAUGUCGCUGCUGCUCAUGACGCAGCACGAGUCGGUCUUGCGCAUGGCUAAGAUGGAGGACAAGAACAAGAACGGCCUCUUCGGCCGUUUCCUCAUCACCUUCUACGAGAAGAACGCCUUCGACUUCUCCUCCAUUCUCGGUGCCGACUACAAGGACCUGCUGUCGGACGAGGGCAAGCAGAAAAUGGCGCCGCUGAUCGGCGCGCUCACGGAGCGGGCGAUGAAGCUCCUCAUGGCGGCGUGGGUUGCGGACGAGUUCCCGCCGCUCUCGGUCCUCUCAGCGUAUCAGGAGCAGACGCGCGACACGGCUGCGCGGCGGGCCGAGGCGGCGGCUGCGCAGCGGGCCGAGGCGGCGGGCGAGGAGGGCGAGGAGGGCGAGGAGGCGGCGCAGGCCAGCGAGGAGGACGAGGAGCCGACCGCGUCGCAGCUCUCUGCGGCGGGGGCUGACUACAGCGUCCUCAACUACGCGGACAUCAACAAUGGCACAGGCGUGCAGGGGGUGGACCGGGCGCCGCUCUCGGAGGAGGGGCAGGAGGAGGAGGGCGAGGACACCGUCCCCCCUCCGAGCCUCACCUCCUCCGGCCGGUCGUCGUUGGGCUCCUCGCGCCGCUCGUCGUUGGGCGCCGCCGACGGUGCGCCGCCGCCGCAGGAGUCGAUGGAGAUGCAGAGGAAGCGGUUCGCGACGGAGACAUCGACCAUGAUGCCGGACGUUCCCGGUGGCGCGCACGCCCUCCUCGUCGCCGCACUCGAGUGCUACGACAACGAGUACAUGCGGCAGAGCAGCGGCCCCGACGGGCCAGGCAAGGCCGGCUACGUGGCCGCCGCAGGCAAGGGUGGCACACACAUGCUGCGCCGCUGCCCCACGUUGGCCCGUCUCCGCAAGGGCGCGGAGCUCCUUUCGAUGCUUCAGGGCGUCCGCCGCAUGCCUAUCGUCGACUCCGACGGCGGCCCGCUCUUCCUCAAAAAGCUGAUCGCGGCCAUGCAGGAGCGCAAAGACCUCAAGCUCGGCUGCGACUAUCUCGCCGGGGACCCCAACGGCGCUGGGCUUGUGGCCACCGUCGACCGGGCGUCCACGUACCUCGCCUUCAUCACCGGGCAGUUGCUUCUCAAGUCGAGCUACGCCGCCGUGGUCGCGGGCAAGGACGUGCUGCCUCCGGUCGCCAACGUGCCGUCGGUCGUGGCCGUGCCGACGUCGGCAGCGGAGGCGGGCGGACAGGGGUCCGCCGGCCGGACGCCUGGCCCCGCCACCGACAUGCUGGGGCGCGCUCGCAAGAUCAUGGUCACCGACAGCUUUUUCGUCACGCCGAGCGAGUUGCCCAAGCACUGCACCCUCGAGCAGUUUCGCGAGGCGGCCGAGCACCUCGAGAGCAACGGGCUCGCGCUCCUCUUCUCUGAGGUGAUUGGCUUUGGGCCGGCGCAGAACAUGGUCACGCUCCUAGGACAUGGCACCAUGAUCCGCACCGGCUGCAAGGUCACCUUCGUCGUCAAGAUGCUGUCCUACGUGGGCUGCGACGAGAGCCUCGCGCGGGCGCAUCUCUCUGCCGCCGAGGCCAGCGACUACGACGCGCUUCUGCACCAGUCGACCGGCGUCGCUCGCACGGCCAAGGAGAAGAUGCUUCGGCUGCUCACUUACAUGGCCUCGGUGGCGGCGCUGGCUGGACGGCUCGACACGCUCGCCGAGCCGGGCGCCAUCCGAUCGGCGGCGCUCACGGCGUACCAGUUCUCGGGCGGCUCCCUCUCUGCGCUGACCACCGCCGCGCAGAAGCUGACGCAGCGCAACCUCGACGGGAAAAAAAGGCGGGCGCUGCUGGAGGCCAAGGCGAAGAACGAGGCGCUGGACCGGCUGGCCAUCCUCACCAAGAAGAAGCUCGAGCCGGCCAAGUACUCGAGCCUGGAGCUGCUCCCGCACGUUGAGGUGCCCUCUGAGCCGGCGGGGCCCACCACCUCUACGGAUGAUUCCUCUGGCAAGCGGGCCAAGGCUGCUGGGGACGACGACGACUUCACGUAG